Molecule: messenger RNA, 393 nt
Organism: Emiliania huxleyi CCMP1516
Lineage: Eukaryota; Haptophyta; Isochrysidales; Noelaerhabdaceae
Exons: 2
Coding region: 1-393 (130 amino acids)
Source: RefSeq, a predicted model, not a curated record
AUGUCGAAUAACGAGCGGCAGAGGCUCGACCUUCUGCCCGCCGCCGGCAAUCGCGUCGUGAUCAGCCUCUCCCCGGCGUCGUCGAUCCCGCCGUCGCCUCGCAAGAUGGAUGGCCGUGUCGAAUUGAGGCCCGAUUCGGCGCGUGCGUGCGGCGGCGUCGAGAAAGCCUCAAAGGCCCUCGCAGAGUGCUCCGCCGAGGACCUCGAGGCUCUCUCGCUGGCCCUCGCGCACGAGAAGCCGGUUCCCGCGUCUUCCACCGCCUUUGCCGACCUCGAGGCGCGCGCAGAGACGAAGGAGGGCACCGGGGAGGACAGCUACCGCAGCUGGUUUGCCCGCGAGAACAGCUGGCUGCAAGGCAAGCGGGGCCCGGCCUCCGACCCCCUCGUCGCCUGA